GUUCGUGAUGUUCAUGUUUUAACUUUCCGUCAAUCAGUGUAAGCUAGCGUAAACAGCGUCAGCAAGCUAAUUGGAGCUUAGCUAGCCCCGUUAGCAGUCGUGCUGCAGCACCUACAGUGUUUUCAGUUAGAAAAACGGGACACGACGAUAAACCGCGCAUUUAAAGCUUAACGUUAAUGUUCUCCAGGCUGAGUAAUGAGUAAAGAGUUACAGAUGAGGGCUGCGAUUAACCAGAAGCUGAUCGAAAUGGGAGAGAGGGAGCGGUUAAAGGACUUGCUCAAAGCCAAGCUCACUGAGUGUGGCUGGAGAGAUCAGUUAAAAGCACACUGUAAAGAAGUCAUAAAGGAAAAGGGAAUCGAGAAUGUCACCGUAGAAGACCUGGUGGCAGGAGUAACUCCUAAAGGAAGAGCGCUGGUGCCUGACAGUGUAAAGAAGGAGCUUUUGCAGAGAAUAAGGGCUUUCUUAGCACAACAUUCUACAUGAUGCAGAGGGCACUGGACUCUAUGCCAACUGAAAUACCACAUUAGCUGUAAAACUCAUGUUUUUUUUCCCCCUUUUUUUUUUAUCUGUUUGUGUAUUGCUUUUAAUAUUGGUAAGGAAAUAAAGAGCAAGCCUGGUGAAUGAAUUUGUUGUUACUACAAUAAAGUUUAUUCAUGUUUGUAAA
This is a messenger RNA of Clarias gariepinus (North African catfish), 664 nucleotides long. It is a transcript of the gene eny2, whose product is annotated as ENY2 transcription and export complex 2 subunit. Gene Ontology annotation, biological process: regulation of transcription by RNA polymerase II; poly(A)+ mRNA export from nucleus; positive regulation of DNA-templated transcription. The transcript is spliced from 5 exons. Bases 196 to 483 code for a protein of 95 amino acids. Gene Ontology annotation, cellular component: DUBm complex; nuclear pore; SAGA complex. Gene Ontology annotation, molecular function: transcription coactivator activity; chromatin binding. The record is from RefSeq and is a predicted model, not a curated record. Lineage: Eukaryota; Metazoa; Chordata; Actinopteri; Siluriformes; Clariidae.